CGGCUGUGACUGUUUUAUCCAAAAUGGCUGCUGCGAUGGAUGUGGACACUCCGAGUGGGGCGAAUAGUAGUGCCGGCAAGAAGCGGUUUGAAGUGAAGAAGUGGAAUGCAGUAGCUCUCUGGGCUUGGGACAUUGUGGUUGACAACUGUGCCAUCUGCAGAAACCACAUUAUGGAUCUGUGCAUAGAAUGUCAAGCUAACCAAGCAUCGGCUACCUCUGAAGAAUGCACAGUUGCAUGGGGCGUUUGUAAUCAUGCUUUCCACUUUCAUUGCAUCUCUCGCUGGCUUAAGACUCGGCAGGUGUGCCCAUUAGACAACCGAGAAUGGGAGUUCCAGAAAGUGGCAGCAGCGCAGGAGGAGACAAUUGGUGAGCUGAUACCAAAAACCAAUGAAGGGCCUGAUCCAAGUAGCCCCUGA
Messenger RNA from Euleptes europaea (tarantolino), 416 nucleotides. It is a transcript of the gene RBX1, whose product is annotated as ring-box 1. NCBI's taxonomy places the organism in Eukaryota, Metazoa, Chordata, Lepidosauria, Squamata, Sphaerodactylidae. The coding region runs from base 24 to 416 and encodes 130 amino acids. Gene Ontology annotation, biological process: ubiquitin-dependent protein catabolic process; protein ubiquitination. Gene Ontology annotation, cellular component: nucleus; cullin-RING ubiquitin ligase complex. Gene Ontology annotation, molecular function: ubiquitin protein ligase activity; cullin family protein binding; zinc ion binding. The transcript is spliced from 5 exons. The record is from RefSeq and is a predicted model, not a curated record.